Messenger RNA from Anopheles darlingi, 1194 nucleotides. Its product is annotated as mpv17-like protein. The record is from RefSeq and is a predicted model, not a curated record. Gene Ontology annotation, cellular component: membrane; cytoplasm. The transcript has 4 exons. The coding region runs from base 572 to 1117 and encodes 181 amino acids. NCBI's taxonomy places the organism in Eukaryota, Metazoa, Arthropoda, Insecta, Diptera, Culicidae.
CGCCAGCGUAUUGGUGUGUUGGUUCGCUCGCGUGAUCAAUCGCAGUAAGCCGACGGUAACGGAAACGGAAUAUCCUUCUUCUGGUUCUGCCUUCUGUGUGGCAAACGUUGUCUCACACCUCACGCGAAACGCGAAGUCAGUUUUGGUGUGUUUUAGGACGCGGAUCGCCGGUUUCAUAAUCCCCGUGGUCCAUCAUCAUCACCAUCGUCACACAUCUGUUUCUCAUCGUGUGACCUCGCUACGGGUUGACGACGGCUACGGUUUCCGGUCGCUUCCGGUGGUGCUUGUCGCGCCUCGCAGCAUUCGCGGAAUCGUCUGCAUCCGACUCGGCGCGUUCAGUGCGUGCAUCAUUGGUGUUGUUGUCGUCGUUUUUAUUUUGUGAAUAAAUCGUAACUGCAGCAGCAGCAGCAGCAGCAGCAUCUCCACGCGAGAGUGAGUGUUGAGAGCGCCAGAGGUCUAGAGGCAAUCGGCAGCAGCAGCAGCAAAAGAGAUUCCUUGAUUACCGAACGGCUGCCUCUCAAGUCGGUGACCAAUUAACGAACAAAACAGACUACAGCACAAGAGCGGCAAGAUGUGGUGGAAGUUCAUCCAGGAGAUUACCAACGAGUACAAGAUCCUGCGGGGCAUGAUCGCCUAUUCCGCCCUGUGGCCCUUCGGUUGUCUUAUCCAGCAGACGUUCGAAGGGAAGCGGCUCCACAACUACGACUGGGAGCGAUGCCUGCGGUACAGCCUUUACGGUACGUUCGUUUCGGCCCCAAUGCUUUAUUCGUGGAUGCGCUGUGCCAACAUCAUGUGGCCACGGACGGAUUUUCGGUCGUCGUUGGCCAAAGCGUUCACGGAACAGGCCGCCUACGAUCCGUUUGCGAUCGUGUUCUUUUUCUACGGGAUGAGCAUUCUGGAGCGCAAAUCGCAACAGCAGGCCGGUGAUGAGGUGCUGGCCAAGUUCUGGGAUACCUACAAGGUCGGCUUUUUCUACUGGCCCGUGGCGCAAACGUUCAACUUUUCGCUCAUCAAACCAAAGAACCAGAUCGUCGUGGCCGGCUUUUUCAGCCUUAUCUGGACCACCUUCCUGGCGUUUGUCAAGACGCAACCGAAGGCGAUCGAGCAGGCCCAAUAGAAGGAAGUGCUCUGAACUCAUCUGUAGUCCGUCCAUAAGCUAGAUAGCGUCCGUGAUAAUAAAUUCGAUAAUGUAGA